UCGAGGAGUGUCCACCGCAUGGCGUUGGCAAUCCUGCAGCUGUGCAACAAGGACAAGUCCUGUUGGUGUUCAGACAAACCUCCCCCUCCCUUUUCCUGCCUCCAAAAUGGCCAAGAAUUAAGAGUGAAUUGUAGUGAAUUGUAGGAAGGAGAGGAAGAUACGAAUAUCUUAUUUCUUAUCCAGCUUGGAGUUUCUUAGCAAACGUGAUGCGGCAUCUGUUUUGUUUUGCUUUUUUUAUCCUUUGGUAGAGGGACUGAAGUUUUAAAUACUGCAGUCGGGGUGCCUGUUUUGUGUCAGCUCUAAACUUUCUUUCCCUUCCAGUCCUUUCCCAACUUGCCUCGUCAGGGUUUCUCCUAUGAGCCGAGGCUAUUUUCAAGGCUGCGAAUUAGUUGCAGGUCUAAUCUGGCUGGUGAAAUUUGAAGAACAUUCCUGUGAUGGAGGGAGAACAGCAGCAGGAGACAGCUGCAGAACCGGAACCUUCACCUGAUGUACAAGGAGAUGGGCCAAAAGAUGCUUCAGACAUUGCGUCAAAUCUUUCUGAUGCAGAUGCUUUAAAAAUACUUCUGGAAAUGAAGAUGAAGAAGAGACAGAAAAAGCCCAGCCUUCCAAGCACUGUGACUGAACUUUCCACUGAAGAGGGCUCCAAAGUGUAUGUUGUUGGCACUGCUCACUUCAGUGACAGCAGCAAAAGAGAUGUAGUGAAGACAAUACAAGAAGUACAACCUGAUGUGGUCGUGGUUGAGCUAUGUCAGUACAGAGUUUCUAUGUUAAAAAUGGAUGAAAGAACAUUGCUAAAGGAAGCCAAAGAAAUCAAUCUGGAGAAACUUCAGCAAGCUAUAAAGCAGAAUGGGCUCAUGUCUGGAUUGAUGCAAAUGCUGCUGCUGAAGGUCUCUGCACAUAUCACAGAGCAGCUGGGAAUGGCUCCUGGAGGGGAGUUCAGGGAGGCUUUCAAAGAGGCUAGUAAAGUACCUUUCUGCAAAUUUCAUCUUGGGGACAGACCAAUUCCAGUCACUUUCAAGAGAGCUAUUGCUGCACUUUCUUUCUGGCAAAAAGUCAAGCUUGCUUGGGGCCUUUGCUUCCUUUCUGACCCAAUCAGUAAAGAUGAUGUGGAGAAAUGUAAACAAAAGGAUUUGUUGGAGCAAAUGAUGGCAGAGAUGAUUGGUGAGUUUCCUGAUCUUCAUCGAACAAUUGUCUCAGAAAGAGAUAUUUACUUGACCUACAUGUUGAAGCAAGCUGCAAAGCGAACAGAACUACCUCGUGCUUCUGAAGCGGAACCUAGAAGAUGCGUCCCUUCCAUUGUAGUUGGGGUGGUUGGAAUGGGUCAUGUGCCCGGGAUUGAAAAGAACUGGAAUACGGACUUGAACAUCCAUGAAAUAAUGAGUGUGCCACCUCCAUCACCCUCAAGUAAAAUCCUCAAACUUGUUAUAAAGGCCACGGUAUUUGGACUAGUGGGCUAUGGCUGCUAUAGGAUGGGACAAAGGACAGUCCGGUUUAUUCUCUCUAUGCCCGUUGCACAGAACUAUCUUCAGAAACUGGCAGAUGUAAAGCCUCACCACUGAAUUGGAAGACUCUGCAACUACCUAGAGCAAAAUGCAUCAUACUUAAAACUGGAUUGGAAAGAAAUGACUGUCGAAUUUAACAGAAUUCUGUCCAAAGGUCUUAUUUGACUCUUGAGUUACAGCAUAACCAGUGGAUUGUCAUUAAAUGCUACACCAGCUGGGACCUAAAUGAAUAAGCAUUCACUCGCAAACCUGGCUAAAUGUGCAGCAUAAAAGUACAUGCCAGUAUAAGGUACCGAAAGUAUGUACACAUAUAUAUUAUACUAUUAUGUGUAUAUUGUGUAUUUAUAAAGAUGAUGAUAUAGUGGACAGACAACAUUGAAUCUAAUAUUCUUGGACACAGUUCACUGGAAAGUUCCAAUGUGCACGCACCAUUGAAAUGAAUGAGACCUGUACAAAACUGCAGCCAUUCAUUCCAGUGAAGCUAGCACAGAAGAAUGUCCUGGUGGAUUGUGUCCCUUGAUUUCUUUUUCCAGAACAGAGCAAACAAUAUGCUAGUUGCAUUCCUAUUAGAAAGCACAGUGGCCCAUUAGGUAUGUGUGUGUUCGGUAUAAGUAAUGCCAAGCUAUCCUUCCUGGUGCCAAGCACCUAUAAAAUUACUUAGAAGGACCUCUUCUUACUGAAAAACAUUUAUACUUAGUGGCUUUUUAAAAGAAAACAAAUGGCAGAAGCUUUUGAAAUAUCAGAAACUUGCUGGCUGCUAUUGAUAAAACCUCUAAAUGUCUUUUACAAGCCUUACUGACUUUAAAAAAAGUUGCCUUCAGCAUUGUACCCAGUGGACGUGAUCCAGCCAAAAUUAAUCACUUUAAAAUCCUGGCUUUAAAAUUUCAAAGGGAUUACAAUCACUUUGAAUUUUAAUGGAAGGUAUAAGAGUGCUUAAGUUUGGCCAGCUUAGCCUUCCCUAGCCUGAUGCCCUCCAGAUGUGCUGGACUAAAACAUGGAAGGCACCAGGUUGGCAAGGCUGGCCUAGAUCACACCUUCCCAACAAUUGUUCUCUCAAAUGAACUGUUCAGUUGUAAUCUGACUGAUUUUUUUAAAGUUGCUGUUGGGUAACUUCCUAUGUUUACAGGGCACACAGUUCCUCCAAGAUUAGAUUUAAUUUUAUUCAUAUUGGUAAACCAAAUCCUCUCAGUGUAAAUUUCAGUACUGCAAAAUUGUUGAGACUCGUGUAGCCCUCCUACUAUUGAGGUUUCACUUCAGUUCUUUGGGGAAAAAUAAAUCUGGAACUGUUGUGUAUGUAGUAUUUACCCUUCAUUCCUCAGAUGCCAUGUAAGCUAUUAUCACAAUUCCAGUGGAAUAUAAUAAAAUACUGAUUUAAAAAAAAUCAGCGGAAUGUUAUUUUAACAGAUAUCAAUCAGUAUUUUUAACUGCCUAGGUUUUGUUUGUGUAGCUUUUAUGGAUCCUUUUCAAUAAUUCUUUUUUUAAAAACAUACAUUUUUUAAAAAAACACAUUUUGUCAUGUAUGCUUUGUAGACAUUUAUAUGCCCUUCAGAUUGCCUUUGAGUGCAUACUAUGUGUUGCCAUCUCAACAGAAUAUUAAUCAUAAAAAAUAUGGCUGUUAAUCUAUCCUGUGAAAGCAUCUUGCCUUUUAUGCAAUUGUUGUCCAUCUUUUUUGGAGACGGUGCUGUUUGGACAAUGAGCGAGAAACUGAACACUGAAAUCGGUAGGAUCCAUAACCUGACUGCAUGUUUAGCAAAGCAAAUGUGAGGAGCACAUUUCCAAAUGAAUACCACUUAUGUAGGUUUUCUUCUCACCGAACGUAAUACAGAACAGAUAAGUGCACUUGGGUCCCAUGGGCCGGCAAGAAACAAGAGUUAUGCACAAUUAGCUGUGUAAUGAAUAUGGCUGUGUUUAGGUUUUGGUGCUUACUUAAAAGAAGGCUAUCAUUUUGUUUUCUUGCUGGUGAUAUUGCAGUAGCGGUGUUUAGGGGAAUUCCACAUUGUUGAAUGAGGCUUAUAAUGGAUUGUUUUAUUGAACUUAAUGGAAGUAGUACACUUGCAGGGCCCAAUGCACUGUAUUCCCCAACAUCAGAGGAAAUAAAUAUUCCUAAAUGAAAUUUGACACUUUUUUUGCAUCAUAUAUUGUAAUUAUAUCUGCAAAAAAAACCAAAACCUGAUGUUUGCUUGUUAAUAGCACUCAACACAGUUUACACUGGAACUGUAACACUUAACUGUAUUAUACAAUUAAGUGGUUUGUGUUUGAGAACCAAAGUAGCAGUAAGAAAUGUGGGGGAAAUAGUCUUCCCCCCACCAUUCAUAUGCAAAUCUUUUGAAUAGCUUAUACACUUGAUUAAACAAAAACAUUUUUAACUGAAAUGUGAAAUGAUGGGAGAGGGUCGGUAGGUUGUUGUUUUUUUACAGGUGCAAAUCCAACACAAGGUGCAAGAAGUUAAGGAUCAUGUCAUUGGACCUCACCACGUACUGCUUUGCUGACAAUUGUCUGGAAGAAAAAGGAGACUGAGCUGGAAAGUACUAUGUGUAUGCAACUUUUCACCAGUUGGAAUGAUUAUUUUAAUUAUGAUGGUUUCUCCUUUGUUAACUCUUAAGAAGUUUGAUAAAAUGCUUCCAAAUAAGUUUAUUUUUUAUCAUACUUCGGGGAAUAUGUUAGAAAAUGAGAUAAGAGGGGCUAUUAAAACUAGCUUUUAUGUCUUACCAAAACAUGUCACAAACCUGUUAGAUCUCUUUGUGUUCCCCCACCCUCAUUUUGUAAGUUAACUGUAUUAUGUUUACUUCAAAGUAUUUCAUACUCAGGUAAACUUUGCAAAAGAUUAAAACAAAGUUGAAUGGCAAAUGUGAGCCUUAAGCUUGAAUGGACUAAUGUUAAUGAUGGACUGGAGGCAUGCUGUAUUCUAUGUAUUGCCAUAUGCCAAAAAAGAGAACAAGAAUAAAAUGAUUUGCUGUAAGCUAUCAUUUCAUAAUUAUUAA
Molecule: messenger RNA, 4483 nt
Organism: Rhineura floridana
Lineage: Eukaryota; Metazoa; Chordata; Lepidosauria; Squamata; Rhineuridae
Gene: TRABD
Product: TraB domain containing
Exons: 10
Coding region: 435-1559 (374 amino acids)
Source: RefSeq, a predicted model, not a curated record